AAACAUUUGUUCGAGGAGACCUUGGGUUGGUUUUUAGUUUGAUAAGCAUUCUUACUGAUGUAUUUAUGAUCUAUAACAAUAGUUAAAAGAUACAGAAAAGGCUGAAGAAAUGAAGGUAUGAUUUGUAGGUGCUGACACUUUCAGGUAUUUGACAGAUGCAGAUAAAACUGAGUCAGGACUCAUGACCUGGUCACAAGUCCAUCUGUGCCCAUCAGUGAUGUCUGUGAGCGCCCUGCUGCGAUGCACCUCUAGGUCACAGAGGCAGCAGGCGAUGGCUUUUCUAGUCCAGCAGAGAGCUCUGUCAGCUGCAGAGGCUGUCAACGCUCUCAGACCAUUUUAUUUUGCUGUUCAUCCAGACUUCUUUGGUCAAUUCCCCAGAGAACGGGAAGUGAAUGAAAAUUCUUUGAAGCAAUUAAAUGGCUACAUGGAAAAUUUACAGAAGCCUGACUUAAAGUUAGUUCGGCCAAUAAAGCUCACCUUUUAUAUCAGGGACACUAAGGAGAGCAGUGAGAAGCAGCACGGCUUUGUCUCUUCAGGUUUCCGGUCUGUGAGUUUCAUUCUACACACAAAUGAUAUUUUGAGUACCGUGAUGAACGUGCUGACAUCCUGCAGCUUGCCUGUGGAGCACAUAGAGAGACAUGAAAAAAGCUUUGGGACAUGGAAAACUGGGCCUGACGGAGGAGAAUCUUUUCAUAGACCCAUAAAAUGGGAUAAAAGCUACUAUACCUUCACUGGGUUCAGAGAUCCUGAGCAGGAGCUGCAGCAGACCAAGAGAAUGGAACCUACACUCCAUGGUUGGCUGAGAAACAGCGAACCUGAGGCAACAAAGAAACACAAUGCUAGUCUUCCACGGAGAGAAGAGCUGAGCAGACUGAAGAAGGAACUGUGUGAAAAGUUUCUUUUGGCAGAUAUCAGGUGGCAGCGCAGCUGGGGAGUGGCUCAUAAGUGCUCUCAGCUUCAGAGUCUGACCCGACUGUCUCACCAGAACCCAGAGGACCUGAUCAAUCUACAAGGCCAUACUGUUGUGUUCGCUGACCAGUCGGACAUGAAUGCUUCUGGAGACGUCAUGCUGGGAACCAUGGAUGUUCACCAUCAGUGGACCAAAUUAUUCCAGCAGCUGCCCAGCUAUCGGAGUCUCCAACAGCAAACAGACUGGUUGAAGGAAAGAAUCAGUUGCCUUCUGGGUGGAUCCCAAGUAAUCCACCUGGGACCAGUCCAGCCUAUCGCUGAGCACUACAGCACGCUAAAUGCUUUUCACAAGAGCCUGAUGUCCCGACGCCUGCACCUUCAUCCCAGGAGCCUGCAUGGCCUUACCAUGGUGCUGGACAAUGAUCGCUCUACACCUAGUCUCCAUGAGAUGGGGCACUUCAUUAUCCCCAUCAACUGUGACCCUCUCAAGCUCCAGCUGUUCCUCCAGAGCCAGGCCCCUGAGGCCAGAAGUCGCACCCUGCAAAGACAUCAGUUGCAGGUGGAAGAGGAGGCAGUGGUGCAGCUCUGUGUCCAGAGGCUGUCUCUGAGGGGCCUCUCCAAGGAGCCCAGCUUGAGCUCCAGUCACAUGAUUCUCUGCUGCAGGAGGCUCAUAGAGCAGCACCCCCCACUGCUGCAGGGACUGCAUGUCUGUGUCUCCCACUUUUACUCUGUCAUGCAGGACGGCGACCUAUGUGUCCCCUGGGACUGGAAGAGCUGAGACAAUCCUUCAGAAUUUAUAUAUAUAUAUAUACAGUCGUGUUUUAUGGCUACUGUGGAUUCACCUCCGAGAAAUGUUUUGCAUUCACAAUCUAUAAAUAAGAGAUAAAUGUAAAACUAGAAAACACAGCAAACCACAGAAACUGUAUGUUUAAGUUAAGAAUGUGGAAAACAACAAUAAAACACGGUUGUUCUAUCGCAUGAACAAACCCUG
Xiphophorus hellerii (green swordtail) is the source of this 1900-nucleotide messenger RNA. RefSeq names its product T cell activation inhibitor, mitochondrial (gene tcaim). The transcript has 11 exons. NCBI's taxonomy places the organism in Eukaryota, Metazoa, Chordata, Actinopteri, Cyprinodontiformes, Poeciliidae. Gene Ontology annotation, cellular component: mitochondrion. The record is from RefSeq and is a predicted model, not a curated record. The coding region runs from base 182 to 1687 and encodes 501 amino acids.